GCGGAAGUGCGUCAUAUGUUGCUCAGCGCUCACGACGGAAGUAGUACCAGUAGUACAGAGUUUUCUUUCUGCUGCCGUGUGAUUAACGUAUUUCAGAUGUUGAGCAUGAAAGCGCAGGUGGAUGUGGUCUGCUGUAAAUCAGUAGGAACUGAUCUGUCCAUGCUGGAUAUUGAGGAUUUCAUCACAGAAAUCUGUCAGCUGAAGAAAGAGGUGGCUUCACUGGAGGCAAAGCUGAGAGAAAGAGGAGACAAACUGAACAGAGAGGAUGUGGAGCAGGUUUGGGUGCGUGAGACUGAUGGGACAGAAGCUCAGGAUUCAGUCUGGAGCGUCAGAGAUCAGAGAUCCAGAGACACACAGGACUCAGAGCUCAGCCUCACUUUACUCUGUUAUACUGAUGCUCAGGAUCAUGAAUCCACUGAUCAAACCUCUGACUGUAACGCUGGAGAACAGCAGAUGCUGCAGACGCCGCUGAAGAUGUGCUCCGUCAAACUGGUGGACUGCAGGAACCUGAUCGAGAGCAGAGGAGAAGAAACCAUCGCAGAGAAACAACAACAACACACUGAUGAGGAAGACGAGGAGGAUGAUGAGAAUAAUGGGGAUGGUGAUGAUGAAGAUGAAGAUUUCAUUCCUCCAGAUGUCAAUGGUGGCUCAUCUUCUGAUGAAGAUGAAGAAACACUCUCAACUUCAAAAGAGCAGCUGACGGCCAAGAGUUUCUCCUGCAGCACCUGUGGAAAAACACUGAGUUCAGAGAGUCAUUUAAAGAGACAUGAGAGAACACACACAGAACAGAAAGACUCAAGCUGUAAGAUAUGCAACAUCAGCUUUCCUACCGCAGAAGAGAGGAGACUUCAUUCAAAAGAGCACAGCGGGAAAAAGGAGUUUCACUGUGAACAAUGCGGGAAGGUUUUUUUCAAUCAUUCUAGUUUAAAAGUUCACUUGAAGACUCACGGUGAAAAGUCUUUCCACUGCAGUGAAUGUGACAAGUAUUUCAGCAAUAAAGGAAAUCUUGAUGUUCAUAAGCGAAUCCACACAGGAGAAAGACCGUACAAGUGUCCUCACUGCGAGAAAAGAUUCAGUUAUGGAUCUCUUUACAAGAGACAUGUGCGUUUGCACACCAAUGAGAGACCGUAUCAGUGCAGUGAAUGUGGGAAAACCUUUACAAACUCAAGCUCUCUAAAGUCACACCAGAAAAUCCAUUCUGAUGAGAAACCCUUUCAGUGCAAACACUGCGACAAACGAUUCCGUCAGAUUGCUAAUCUGAAUUGUCACGAGAGGAUUCACACCGGAGAGAAACCGUAUCUGUGCGCCCACUGCGGGAAGAGUUUUUCUGAUCCAACUCAUUUCAGGGAACAUAAGCGAAUCCACACUGGGGAAAAACCAUAUCACUGCAGCAUCUGUGGGAAGAGUUUCAAGCAAAACACUAACUUAAUAAAGCAUCAGAGGAUUCAUACUGGAGAAAGACAGUUUAAAUGCUCACAGUGUGAAAAGACGUUUGCUCGAUCAGACGUCCUUAAGGUCCAUCAGCGAGUUCAUACAGGAGAGAAACCUUACUCCUGCUCCAUCUGCGGCGAGAGAUUUGCUUAUUUAGGUAGUUUUCAGACCCACCAGAACAAACACACUAAAGAACAAACUGCUCCAGAAUCAUCAGAGUGACUUUUCAUGUCUUGGUCUGCCAGUAAAGGCUUUAUUUUGGCAGUUGCUUUCAUCAUUCAUACCAUGUGAUAUAUGACAGUAACAUCAUACAAAUGAUGAUUUAAAUGUAAAACAUGAACCAUAUAUUAUACAACAGCUGAACUGGAUUUCUGAGCAGAGUUUAGUCCAGGAUCACUGAGUGAUUUCACUCUUCGUACAGUAGGCUAUUCCACACCAGAGAGUGAGUCGCGUUAUUUGUCAUUUUAUUUUAUUUUUUCAUUUACUUUGGAAAUAUUUUCAUUUAUGGAGCCAAGAGCAUGAACUAUUGGUUACAAACUGAUCACUCAACAUUAACAGUUAAUAAAA
Molecule: messenger RNA, 1998 nt
Organism: Carassius auratus (goldfish)
Lineage: Eukaryota; Metazoa; Chordata; Actinopteri; Cypriniformes; Cyprinidae
Product: zinc finger protein 501-like
Exons: 4
Coding region: 16-1653 (545 amino acids)
Biological process (GO): regulation of transcription by RNA polymerase II
Cellular component (GO): nucleus
Molecular function (GO): RNA polymerase II cis-regulatory region sequence-specific DNA binding; DNA-binding transcription activator activity, RNA polymerase II-specific
Source: RefSeq, a predicted model, not a curated record